CACAAUUCUUAUCUUCAAAAAUUGCUUGAUGAGUUAACAGCAUCAGACUGUUUUUGACGUUGCAGUUACCAGUUAUUAAAAAGUUGAUAAAUGUUAUGUUAUGUAGUGCGCAACUAUAGCUGGAAACUAAAUCACAAUAUUGGAGAUUACAGUUUGCAAUAUUUCUCGAACAAUAAAAAACCCUUUCCGUUUUGUUCAAAGUAAAUCUUAGCCUGCUAGUGUUUUGUUAACGACCAUGGAAGUGAAAGUAGACGGGAGUAACAAUGACACUAGUGAAGAUCAAAGUCAAGAGAUACAAAGUUUAGUCGAAGAAAAUGCUGUAUUUGUUUUAACAAAUAGUUCGGUUGAUCCAAAGGACAUAUCUUGGAAACACUCUAUCAAACAGAUCAUAGCAUGCUGUAUUGCGCAUAGUUUAGUUAUCAAUGCAGGAAUUAAUAUGUCCUUUAGUGCAAUCCUUUUACCACAAUUGAAAGAAAAUAAAAAGGAUAUUGCCAUAACAAAAUCAGAAGCAUCAUGGAUAGCAAGUCUGGUUGCAAUUUCUCUACCAUUAGGAUCACUCCUUAUAGGACCGUUGAUGGACAAAUUUGGUCGUAAAAAAAUGUGUUUAGCCACAACUCUGCCGUACAUUAGUGCUUGGCUUAUACACGCCAAUGCAACAAGAGUUUGGCAUAUUUACGUAGCAAGGAUCAUUGCUGGCUUCACAGGCGGUUUAUCAACCGUCUCACUUGUAUAUGUGAGUGAAAUCACGCAUCCAAAUUUCAGACCAAUGUUACUAAGUAUGAAUAGUGUAUUUGUAACAUUUGGAAUACUAGUUACAUGCGUUUUAGGAUUGUGGUUUCAAUGGAGAAUUAUGGCAAUGAUUUUUUGUUCAAUAUCUUUAGUUUCAUUUGCCCUAUUAUGGUUUAUUCCUGAAAGCCCCCAUUGGCUAGUUACAUUUAGAAAUGAAACGCAUAGUGCUGCUAAAUCUUUACGGUGGAUUUACACGGACAAUCAAGUUUUUGAAUAUCAAUUUCGAAGGCUAUUGGAGUCCUCAACAAAAAAAUCGAGUCAAACAUCAGAAAAUCGACCAGGGACGCCUAAUGAAGAAUCUCCAUUAACUACAUUCAAACAGGAAUUUUCAUCUAUAUAUAGAAGACCAUCAGUUUACAAACCACUGAUCAUCCUGAUCUUAUUGUUUACGAUUCAGCAACUUUCAGGGGCAUACGUCAUAAUAUUCUAUGCAGUGGACUUGUUCAGAGAAAUAGGAGGAAAUUUCGAGAAAGGAAUAGACGAGUAUGUUGCACUUGUCUUAUUAGGUGUCAUAAGAUUUGUUAUGGCCAUUCUUUCGUCAAUGUUUUCAAAAAGAGUGGGAAGAAGACCCCUGUUGUUUGUUUCUGGGAUGGGGAUGUGCCUCACCAGUCUCAUAGCAGGCCUAUACAUGUCGCUUGCGGUUAUUCCUAAAGAAGAGUUGGCCAAAUACAACAUUUCUAAAGCGAAAGAAGACGAUAAUAUACCGUUAUAUUGCGUUUUGGCAUACGUCUGUUUUAGUUCUUUAGGUUACUUAGUGAUACCAUGGACAAUGAUAGGCGAAUUAUUACCUGUCAAAGUAAGGGGAAAACUGGGAGGACUGUUAGUUUCUUUUGCCUACUUAACGAUGUUUGUCUUGGUUAAAGUGUUUCCGUUUUUGCUGGAGAUUGUUCAAAUACAAUGUAUCUUUUACAUUUUUGCAAGCGUCAACAUAUGCGGAACUAUAUUUAUAUGUGUAUUUUUACCGGAAACUUUGGGAAAAAGUUUUAAGGAGAUUGAAAAGUAUUUUGAAAGAUCUAAAUGACCAAUACUGUAUGCAUACUUACUAAAUAAAAAUAUUUAAGAAAAGUGUUCAUUGUAUAGGUAGGUAGUAAACGAUUAGUAAAUCAAAAUACUUAAGUGCUUUAACGCUACUAAUGUAAACCAAAUGCACAUUAGGUAAAUCUCUUAUGGCCAGGAGAGCAAUUCUGACUGUUUAAGCCCAUUAAAAAAAUUUAUAAGCUA
This is a messenger RNA of Agrilus planipennis (emerald ash borer), 2010 nucleotides long. RefSeq names its product facilitated trehalose transporter Tret1-like. Bases 236 to 1810 code for a protein of 524 amino acids. Gene Ontology annotation, molecular function: transmembrane transporter activity. Lineage: Eukaryota; Metazoa; Arthropoda; Insecta; Coleoptera; Buprestidae. The transcript is spliced from 7 exons. Gene Ontology annotation, cellular component: membrane. Gene Ontology annotation, biological process: transmembrane transport. The record is from RefSeq and is a predicted model, not a curated record.